This is a messenger RNA of Puccinia triticina, 216 nucleotides long. RefSeq lists its product as uncharacterized. The transcript is spliced from 2 exons. The record is from RefSeq and is a predicted model, not a curated record. The coding region runs from base 1 to 216 and encodes 71 amino acids. NCBI's taxonomy places the organism in Eukaryota, Fungi, Basidiomycota, Pucciniomycetes, Pucciniales, Pucciniaceae.
AUGCAACUGCUCCAAACGCUUCAUCCCCACCCCCAGGGCCAGCCACAGACGCCAAGACUCCACCAACGACCCCCUUUGGAUCCCCUCUCCUCCUACGACCUCCUAUCAACUCAGGAGGCCGCCAGACAACCCCCAAACACGCCAUGCCCACACCCUCCGCCCCCAGUACCCUCUCCCCUCAGUCCAGCCCACCCUUCCCUUGCUCCCCGGCCGUGA